CAAUCUCUUUCUCUUUUUUUUCCCUUUUUCUUUAUCCAAGCAAAAUGGAGGGAAAACUCAAUGGAAAAUCUGUUCUAGAUGAAAAUGGUACUGGAAAGAAGGUUGAUGAUUAUCUUUCUGAUGCAUUUCCAGCCGGUCUGAGGAUUCUUAUUGUUGAUGAUGAUAAAGAGUAUCUCACUCUAUUGGAAAAUAUGCUCAAAAGGUGUCAAUAUGAAGUUACCAAAUGUGAACGAGCUAUGGAAGCCCUUUAUUUGCUUCGAGAGGAUCGGAACAGAUUUGAUAUUGUCAUUUGUGACUUACAUAUGCCAGAAAUUGAUGGAUUUAAGCUGCUUGAGAUUGCUAGCUUAGAGAUGGACUUACCUGUUAUUAUAAUGUCAGGAGAUGAUGAAAAGGAGGUGAUUUUAAAAGGGAUAAUUCACGGUGCUUGUGACUAUUGGGUGAAGCCUGUUCAUUUGGAGACUAUCAGGCUCAUAUGGCAGCAUGUGGUCCGGAAGAGAAGGAAGAGUUGCCUGAAAGAAAUACAGCAGCCGGUGGGGUGUAUGGUAGACGCUGUAGUUCGGUCAAAAAAUGCUGAUCAGGGUGAGCCAAUGUCCCUAAGAAACAAAGGAGAUAUAAAACUCUACAAGAAAAGAAAAGAUGAUCAAGAUGACGAUGGAGAGCCCUCUAAUGGGGUAACUUAUGCAAAGAAGCAAAGGAUGGUUUGGACUCGGGAGCUCCAUCAAAAGUUUGUUGCAGCUGUGGAUCAACUCGGCCAUGACAGGGCGGUUCCUAAGAAGAUUCUAGAAUGUAUGCAGUCCAUGGGCAUUACUGAUGUUACCAGAGAGAACAUCGCUAGUCACCUUCAGAAGUACCGCUUGUACAUUCAGAAGAUGAAACCUGGCGCUGUGGAUGAGAAUGCUAGAGAUUACAAGGCAAUUCAAUCAAGGAAGUCCAUGUUCGGGCGAACUUAUUCAUCAAACUUGUGGAACAUACAAUCUUAUCGCUUUUCGCAUCAAUUCGUGCAAGGUAAUGGAUGGACAUUAUUACCAACAGAUGAAAGGAUAAACCGUCACCAACUUAUAGAGCGAAGUCUGAACCAGCCACAGACAAUUGAAUCUCAGAUAGCAUAUGCAACCUCUAAUUUUGGUUUAUCUCUGGAUGAUGACCAAGGAAGCAUUUUGCAGCCUAGAAAUGCAGAACCCCAUGGCAAUCCUAUAACUGAAUUGCACGAUCACGAUUUUGAUGUUAAGAAUCAUGUUUAUGGAGUGAAUGCUGCUGUUGAAAUUUCUUCCUUAGGUGAUGGGAGUUCACAUAAAAACCCUGCUCCCUUCUUCGUUGCUAAUGAGUUGGAUAUGCAAGACCCCUCAGCUUUAGCUAAACAAUUUGAUCAGGCUGAUUUCUUCCGGGGACCAUUUGCAUAGGUUUGAGUUUUAGAAGUCAUGCUAUUUCAAUAAAAAUUACCUCUUAGUAAGAGGAAUUUAACCUUUCCUCUCUUUUUUUUUUUUUAAUCUAUGGAAAUUUAGAUUUGUAUGGUAUGGAGGAAACUUAGUUUGUGCUAUGUAGUGUCUUUCCCUGUUUAUAGACUUCAAUUAACCAACUUCUAGAAUAAACUAUGUAUUAAGUU
Messenger RNA from Rubroshorea leprosula, 1603 nucleotides. NCBI's taxonomy places the organism in Eukaryota, Viridiplantae, Streptophyta, Magnoliopsida, Malvales, Dipterocarpaceae. The record is from the annotation of a GenBank genome assembly.